This is a messenger RNA of Boeremia exigua, 552 nucleotides long. RefSeq lists its product as uncharacterized. Gene Ontology annotation, cellular component: mitochondrion. Bases 1 to 552 code for a protein of 183 amino acids. NCBI's taxonomy places the organism in Eukaryota, Fungi, Ascomycota, Dothideomycetes, Pleosporales, Didymellaceae. The transcript has a single exon. The record is from RefSeq and is a predicted model, not a curated record.
AUGACACGAUCAUCCGCUCCUCCGGCCAACAACUCUGCGCCUCAGAAUAGCCCCCAGAGCAGUCCGCCGCAAAGCAGCCCGCCGCUGCAGCCACCACCCGAGUCCGCCUCCGAACGCACGCCCAUUACAUCAGCUCGAUCGUUGCGCCAGCUGUCGGUCUUCUGUAUCGGUUCAGCGUGUCUGCUUGCAACAACAGCAAUCACACGCAAGGCUAUCUGGCGGCGGCAGCUUCGAGUGAAGCCAUCGUUCUACGCAGCGAAUACAAAUCCACACGAGUUCUUCAGCCCAAUGUCGGAUGCCUUACAAGCGCUCAACAUGGCUACAAUGAACUGUUUCAGUGUCGGGCUUAUGAUGCUUGGCGGCACCAUGUGGACAUUAGACAUCGCGAACUUGAAGGAGGCACGAUCCAUCCUGCGGGGACGAUUAAACUACGACUCGAUAUACCGAUCAGAAGACGAUGCGCCGAAUGGACUCGGCGAGACCCUGCUCAGAGCGGGGGAAACAAGGAUAGUGGAGGAAGACGAAGAAAGCACUGAUACAAAGUCUCAGUGA